Messenger RNA from Brassicogethes aeneus, 751 nucleotides. NCBI's taxonomy places the organism in Eukaryota, Metazoa, Arthropoda, Insecta, Coleoptera, Nitidulidae. The record is from the annotation of a GenBank genome assembly.
UGUAUUGCAAAGAGAUCACAAUAGUUUGAUCUGUUGGUUUUAGUUAGUUUUUUUGGUCGAUUGUAGUUAGUGCAAUAUGGUUCCUAAGAUUUUCGCAUUUUGUCUUCUAAUCACAACAUCUUUGGCAGUUCCUGUACAAGUUAUACAUGAUUCGCCACUGUUGGUAAAUCAUGCCCCCAUAGCCCUGGCGCACGCCCCUGUAGCGGUCGCACAUGCCCCUCUGCUCAGGGCUGAGCCCUACAACCCCCAUCCACAAUACAGUUUUGAGUAUGGAGUUAAGGACCUUAGCACUGGCGAUAUAAAGGACCAACACGAGGUCAGAGACGGCGACGUAGUAAAAGGACGUUACAGUCUCGUUGAACCCGACGGCAGCAAGCGCGUUGUGGACUACACCGCCGAUCCAGUCAACGGUUUCAACGCCAUCGUCCACAGGGAGCCCAACGCGCACCCUGUUGCGGUUGCGCAUGCGCCUUUGGCCGUUGCGCAUGCACCUAUAGCUGUCGCGCAUGCUCCGCUAGCUGUAGCGCACGCUCCGAUCGCGGUUGCGCAUGCACCUGUAGCGGUCGCGCAUGCACCACUGUCCUAUGCUGUCGGAUCGAUCAGUCACGGACCAUUGUUGACCACUAAUUUGUUGCAUUAAAGAUAGAAGGUCUGGACAGGGCUUGAUAAUUUGUUUUUUUUGUAUAUAUCAACUACAUUUUUAUGUGUUUUUGUAUUUUAAACUGUCUGACAUGUUUUAAGAUAAAUAAAU